AUGGCCAAGCCAGGGAAACUCAAACCUUUGGACAUGCAGAGAGACACACCUCUCCCUAAACCACUUAUGGUCAAACCUAACUUCACCGUCAACUCUAUGGAGAAUAGAGUUAAACUCCCCCUUUCUGACAAGCCUCAGUGGAGGUCCAACUUGAGAGUUGAUGCUUCUGGAGUGACACUGCCCAGUCAUAUUGCCCAAAGCAGUACAGCCCUGAAGCCGGUGGGUUAUAAAGGACUACAAGACAACAACACAGAUACACAAGCCCGUACUGGCUUCACAGGAUCUUUGAAUGUCCCUUCAGAAGGAAAAAGUGACUUUAGUAGCAUUGGCAUGGGCUCAGAUAGAACCAGACCCCUGAGUCCUCCAAAUCUGAAACCCGGUUUACCAAAAGAUAAUGCUUCACCACUGUCUGAACAGCACAACUCUGCUUUGCUUGUGCCAAAGAAGAAGCCUCUCCCCAGUGUGUUUGCUUUAGGAAUGAGUCCUGCUAAACCACAGCGACCCCCAUAUGUUAACCUUGCCGUGUUCAGAGGAAACGUAUCUAACACCUGCAACUCGGAACCAUUUUUCCCAGCUCCACCUGCACACCCGUCAAUCUCAUAUGUGACUCCGCCCCCACCAGCAGACUUUACAUUUCCACCUGCACCCCCUCUCAUGGAUCCAGUUCUCAUGGAGGAUCAUUAUGAUGAUCCGGAGUUCACGAAUACAACACAGUCUUCACUAGGUAUAAGCAGCGUUGUUCCUGAGGAGUCAGAUGAGGAGACAUACAUGGAUCUAGAUGAAAACUGGCCAGAAAACAAGAAAGAACCCAUCGAGGAAGCAAAACUACAGGAAUCCAAGGAAGAGAAGAAAAAGCUUGAAAAAGAAGAGAAGAAACACUUGGAACUGGAGAAGAAACUGAAAAAGGAAAGAGAGAAAAGAGAGCAGGAAGCCAGAAAAAAGUUCAAAAUCAAGGGUCCGAUUCCUGUGGUUGAAACAGUGAAGGCCCGAGUGGAACACAAGGGUGGGAAGAACAAGCUUCCACUGAAGCACGGAGAGACUAUCGAAAUAGUGUGCAAAAAAGGAUACCCAAAGGACAACUGGCUCGCUCGAAACAGUGAAGGCCACUAUGGUUUUGUGAAGCCUGACACAGUUGUUGUUGAGAGUGGUGACAUGAUACAAACACAGGACGUGUAUGAUGAUGUCGGGGCAAAUGAUGAAGACAUCAAUCUACCAGCCGUGACAGCAACAGAAAGCGAUGCUGAUAUUUAUGAAUGUCCAGAAGAUUCACCAACUGAUUUCAGCUUCCCCCCUCCACCUCCUCCAGAUCAGCUUGAUUCUAAUGAUGGAGCCACUGAGGAAACGUAUGAUGAUAUUUCAACAGACUUUCCUCCACCUCCGUCUACCAACUGUAUACGAAGGUUCAGCUCAACAAGCAAGACAGAGGAGAUGGACCCAAAAGCAAAGAAAAGGUUUGAAAAAGAGGAGAAAGAGUUUAGGAAGAAGUUUAAAUAUAAUGGAGAAAUCAGAGUGCUGUAUCAAGAGACUGUUCUACAAUCACUGUCCGUUAAGAAGUUUGGUAACAAAGAUUUGCCGGUCAAACCCGGAGAGAUCAUAGAUGUAAUAGUUUGUCCAGUCGAUGGCAAACUUAUCGGCCGGAACAGCGAAGGCAAAUUUGGAUACGUUUCCACUGCUUAUUUGGAGCCGGAUGGCUCUGUUUAUGAUGAUGUUGGAUGUUGAUGAAGUUGAGGUUUAACUUGGCUACGUGUUGUUGAUGGAUAUACUGUGCAGUGCAGUGUAAACUUCCACCCCUUUUUUGUCCUGAGGAAGCACAUUGGUAACACUUUAAAAUAAGCUACCUUUGGUUAACAUUAGUUAGCCUGAACUAAUAAUGAACAAUAAUUUUACAGUAUUUAUUUAUCUUGGCUGAUGUUCAUUUCAAACACUUGAAUAAAGUUUUAUUUAUUUCAUUUUGUUGAUGAUUAUGGAGUUCAAUUAGAUGGAAUUUAGACUCAAUCUUAAAAAUAGGCUAAAAUAUUUUUGGAGUGUAGAUUAAACAUUAAUUCAUGCACUAUGAACUAACAAUGAACAAUUGUAACAAAGAUGAAGAAAUACUGUAAAACAUAUGUUCAUUGAUAGCUAAUGCAUUUGCUAAUGUUAAUGAAUGUUACCUUAUUAUAAAGUGCUAUUAUCCAUUUCAUUUCCAGUUUAUUUUAACUUACAUUCCUGAUAAUAUGUGAGUAUGUGCAAGAAUUAUUAUGAUAAGUACAAUGUUUCAAAUGUGAACAAAGUAUCAAUUAAGGAAGAAGACUUAUUUUAAACAGCGAAAUAUUCUCAGUUGUUACUCGUGUUUGCAUUUAGUAAUCUAAGCUGUUUCUUCAACAAAUGCAGCCAUAUGUAUUUUAUCUCAAACUUGAUUUUCCUUGGAAAUUCUUUUUUUAAAUGUUGAAGUCAAGUUUAUGUUGAAAUAUGUAAAUAAAAAGAUGUC
Xyrauchen texanus (razorback sucker) is the source of this 2467-nucleotide messenger RNA. Its product is annotated as FYN-binding protein 1. Gene Ontology annotation, cellular component: plasma membrane. Lineage: Eukaryota; Metazoa; Chordata; Actinopteri; Cypriniformes; Catostomidae. Gene Ontology annotation, molecular function: protein binding. The record is from RefSeq and is a predicted model, not a curated record. The transcript is spliced from 17 exons. Gene Ontology annotation, biological process: integrin-mediated signaling pathway; T cell receptor signaling pathway; protein localization to plasma membrane. The coding region runs from base 1 to 1719 and encodes 572 amino acids.